UCCGGUUCCUAGGGAUGCGCAUCCGGGUCACGCUAACGCCGCGGUUUCCUCCAUCCGCUGGGUUCUGCUGUGGGUCUGGUCUGGUACCCAUGUCCUGCUCUGGGGCCUCUGCAACCUUAGGACUGUGAAGACUGCUUGGCAGACACUUACAAUCCAGUCACAUAAGCGUAAGAAAGAAAUAUUGGUCCUCAUGGAAGAAGAGCAAGAUUUACCAGAACAACCAGUGAAAAAAGCCAAGAUGCAGGAAUCGGGUGAGCAAACUUUAAGUCAAGUGAGCAGCCCUGAAGUCAGUGAUCAGAAACCUGAAACUUCAAGCCUUGCUUCAAACCUUACCAUGUCAGAGGAAAUUAUGACAUGCACCGAUUACAUCCCUCGCUCAUCCAGUGAUUAUACCUCACAAAUGUAUUCUGCAAAACCGUACGCACAUAUCCUCUCAGCCCCCGUCUCGGAAGCUGCGUACCCCGGGCAGGCUCCGUACCAGGCCCUGCAGCAGUCUCAGCCCUAUGCGGUCUACCCUCAGGCAACCCAGACAUACGGACUGCCUCCUUUUGGUGCAUUGUGGCCAGGUAUGAAACCUGAAAGUGGUUUAAUUCAGACUCCAUCUCCAAGUCAACACAGUGUUCUUACCUGCACUACAGGGUUAACCACAAGCCAGCCAAGCCCAGCACAUUAUUCUUAUCCCAUUCAAGCUUCAAGCACAAACGCCAGCCUGAUACCCACUUCGUCUACGAUGGCCAGUAUUCCAGCAGCAGCAGUUUCCAGCAUCUCAAACCAGGUACUGUGCUCCUCAUCCUGUUGGAGAUGGGUCAUCAAGCUUGUGCUUCUCUUCCCUCCUUGGUCAACUUGCCAACCUAAAAAACAGCCAGAACUAGGACGCUGGGUGGUUUCUCAGGCUGCCAUCCGCUUCUCUCAUUCCUGUGCUAAGCCUCUGAAUGACAUGGUUCCAUCUGCUCCUUCACCUACGACAUGUGUUUGCCUCCUACCCCAUAAAGACACUGAUGAUCAGUCCAGAAAAAAUAUGACUGGCAAGAACCGAGGCAAAAGGAAAGCUGAUGCCAGCUCUUCCCAGGACAGUGAAUUGGAACGGGUAUUUCUUUGGGACUUGGAUGAAACCAUCAUCAUCUUUCACUCUCUUCUUACUGGAUCCUAUGCCCAGAAGUAUGGAAAGGACCCAACAGUAGUGAUUGGCUCAGGUUUAACAAUGGAAGAAAUGAUUUUUGAAGUGGCUGAUACACAUCUAUUUUUCAAUGACUUAGAGGAGUGUGACCAGGUGCAUGUGGAAGAUGUGGCUUCUGAUGACAAUGGCCAAGACUUGAGCAACUACAGUUUCUCAACAGAUGGCUUCAGUGGAUCGGGAGGUAGUGGCAGCCAUGGUUCCUCUGUGGGUGUCCAAGGAGGUGUGGACUGGAUGAGAAAACUGGCUUUCCGCUACCGAAAAGUGAGAGAAAUCUACGAUAAGCAUAAAAGCAACGUGGGUGGCCUGCUCAGUCCCCAGAGAAAGGAAGCACUGCAGAGACUGAGAGCAGAAAUCGAAGUUUUAACAGAUUCCUGGUUAGGAACUGCAUUAAAGUCCUUACUUCUCAUCCAAUCCAGAAAGAAUUGUGUGAAUGUUCUGAUCACUACAACCCAGCUCGUUCCAGCUCUGGCCAAGGUUCUCCUAUAUGGGCUAGGAGAAAUAUUUCCUAUCGAGAACAUCUAUAGUGCUACCAAAAUUGGUAAGGAGAGCUGCUUCGAGAGAAUCGUGUCUAGGUUUGGAAAGAAAGUCACGUAUGUAGUGAUUGGAGAUGGACGAGAUGAAGAAAUUGCAGCCAAACAGCACAACAUGCCUUUCUGGAGGAUCACAAACCACGGAGACCUAGUGUCCCUGCACCAGGCUCUGGAGCUUGAUUUUCUCUAAGAACUGGAACGAAGACCCUCCCCCGGGAGCUCCUUUUCACCCCUGAAGGGAGCCGGAGACCGGAACCAUCUGGGAACUCUCUCUCUCUGUCUCUGUCUCUGUGUGUGUGUGUCUCCCUCUCUUUCCUCCACGGGACGCUGGCGAGAACAGAACCAACAGCUGCAAGGACGACGCUUAUUUUUGCUAAGAGUGAGCGGCGGCCCCGUGUUCCUCCUCGUGCGGAGGCAGGAGGCAGUUGGAUUGAGAGAACAAUAGACUCACCGCAGCGACAGUGCUUUUAAUUCUUCUGGUUUUUUGUUUUGUUUUAUUUGUUUCAAAAAAUGAAGAAGAGAGAAGGAAUUCUUGGGGCAGAGUUGCACUCUUAGUUCCUGACCAGUCUGAGAACCGCUCUAACGUGCGGUAGCGGCAGUGGCAGGCCUUGUGACACCAUCUCUUGCAGUCUUUGUACUCUCCUUAGCUGUAGAACAUUCCCAGGGAAUGUACAUGUUAUUUUUAUAGGUAAGGGUCUGGUCUCUGAAGCAGGUUUUCCCUCCUUUCUUUUUUCUAGCAAGAAAGGGGUGUAUAAAGUUUCCUUGGAAAAUAGCAACUGAAAUAUCUAAAAUACCUCUCUGUGACAGUGGCGCCUCUUUAGCUGCUCCCGUGGUCUGCUCUCUAGGGUGGCUUCCUUCCUGUUCUUUCAUCUCCUAGUUCGCUGACCUGUGGGGCACUGGACACGGAUUAACUUUAGACUUUGGUGUUUCCCAUCCCAGAAGCCUUAGUCGCCUUUCCAGUCCCUGUCCCCCUUUAACCAAAUGGCACAACCCUAGGAACUCCCCCCCCUUAAGACGGUAAAUUCUAAGCCUUCGGCUUGACUUGCUCAAAGGCUGUGUCCCAGAGGGCUUACCUCUAAACUGGAGGAAAAGGACUUAAGGCUUCAUAUGAAUUUCUGCUGCUUUGGCUCUUGAAACAAGGAGAUUCCGUCUUUUCCUCCCGCAGAGAAGCACCCUUCCCCGACAUGCUCACCCCUACAGUCCUCUCUUCCUUCUGAGUCAUCAGUUCUAGAGUCUCCCCCUUCCCUGCCCUCUGUACCUCACGUCCACCUCCCUGCAGCUCUGGCCAGUCCCUGGGCUUUGGACCCAACAAGUUAAAGCAAGUCUAAGAACAGACUCAUAACUACAUAUGACUUCCUUUGAAGCCCUCAAGCCAAGAGAGGUAUUCUGGGCAUGUAUUUACCCAGAAACUGAAGAACAGAUUGCUGUGAUCAAAACCCAGUUUUCCCAUGGAACACCCUUCCCGCUUCUCAAGUCCCAUUCUAAAAUGGGAAACCAGAAGGCCAGAAAGACUUUCCUGAUUCAAAUGAGGGUGCCAGAACCCUAAUCUAUGCCUGAACAUUUAACCCUGGGCCAGAUGGAGGAACAUCUCUUCCCCUGGCCUGUGGGAAGACUGGUGGGUGCCGGGCAGCUAAUCCCAGCCUUACAGCCCAGCUGUGCUCGUGGAUGCUCCGUCCCUCCGAGACCAGCCAGGGACCAGCCGGGCAGGAGACACUUCCCAGAGCGGAGGAAGCCCCGCCCCUCCCAGGCCGCACGGAGGGAGGCGGUCAUCCAGGCGCCUCAGGCCUGCGGUCUGGGCCCCAUAGGAGGCAUCCCUUGACCAACCCCGGCUGUAGUCACUUGCCCCCCGAGAUUCUGCAUAUCCAUUUCCAGAGAUGCUGCGGCACAGAGGCCAGGCUCCUUCCAACGCCAGGCCACCCAGAUGGCAGCAGAGAAAGGCUGAUAUACACAUUCCUUCAGAACUGAUUGAAAAAGGGCUUCAUUACUCACAAUUUUUAGGGGAACAGUUUUGGGGGAGGAGUUGAAGUCAGUGCUCACGACUCGGCUGCCUCUUUGGCCUUGUCUCAGGGAGGGGAGGGGAGGGGAGGGGAGAUGGGCAUGUACCCUGAGGCCACCCUUCCAUGGUCUGUGUUCAGCAUAGCUGUCCGGCUGCUGCUCUGCCUUGCUUAAUGAUUGAUCGUGGAGAGCUCCACAGUGGGGCUUCCUCCCAGGGCCCAAGCUCUCCCCAUACUGGCCGUGUAACUUGGUUUCUCGCCCUGGACGUGGGCCAUCUGGUUGGCGCGAUACUUCAGGCUCGUGAGGCUGUGGAGCGGCUCCCCCGUCGGGCACACAGGUCUGCGCGCAACCGCUCCCUCUCCCUGCCCUUAGGGAGAGGCUCUUUAUCCCUGUAUGACUUGGGCCCCUCUUUCAAUGGCAUUUCUCCCUCCCCGCCCUGACAGCCCAGCUUCCGUCUUUGCAAAAGGAACUUGACAGUGGCUAAGAGGUGAAGCAGCUCUGUUGAGCCGAACAACCUCUGCAUUUUUCUGGGUGCUGCCCUCCUCAUGAGGCAGACAGAAGACGGGAGCUCCCCGAUUCCUCUUUGCCAAAAUGAGUUGUCCAGGGAAUGCAGUGUUCUCUACGCUGUGUUUUCUUCCUCCCCAGCACAAAGAUCCAGAAAGGAAAAUAAGUGGGUAGCACCAAGAGCUCUUGGAAGCCAAGGGCCAAAGGAUCCCAUGGGUUCUUUCUUCAAGAGGGAAGCCCCUUUACGUGAAUGUGUCCCCAGGAAAUGUGCCACAUAACGAGUCUUUCCCCCAGCUGGGCACUGCGGGUUCUAGAUGGGUCUGCACGUAUCACGGUGAGAACCGACUCUAGCACGGGAUCUGAAGUUGUCAGAUGGUGUCCUGGAUUUAGGAGGCGGCUUGACGUUCGAAUGUAAAACUGACUGUGCCUUAGCAUCACUCUGUCCCAAGGCCGCUGGGGCAGCUGCUGGUGUCCGGGAGAAUAGAUGGCUGUUCCAGAUUUAGAUGCCUAUUUGGGCUUUUAUUUGGUUUGGGGCGUUCCCGUCUUCUGCGCUGCAGGUGGGGGUGGGGGGCGCAAAGCUAGUAUCCCAGGAGACUUGUGCCACAGCUUGUUCGCCGUUUACACAAACUCACCUUUCAAGCUCCAGGUAGAAUCUGAUUGGUGGCAAACUCCACUGUAGCACCUGGAGCGUCGAGAUGUUCACUACGAACGGGUGUCGGUGCCACUGAACCACGGGGGAGAGGAUCUGGAGGCAGAGCCCAUCCCUCCCCUUCCAGGCCAGCGGUGGGGAGUCUGGGCCUUCGUCUCCCCGUUCCUGCCAAAGGGGGGAGUUAGGGCCCUUCUUAAGGAGGCUUCUACUUCUUACCACUAAAUUGGUUUCCUUUCUCAUCCAAAAGCUGGAACUCUCCAGAUGUUCACACUUACAAAGAAGCCAAAUCUGAAUUCUGGGAUUCCAAAAUAUCUUUAACUAGGAGAGAAAAUCUAGUUCUGUCCCGUCCCUGCUAGCAGGCCCUCUGUCCCUUCCUCGCUGAGUCAGCUCCAACAAGCAGGGCUCCGUGGCUAGUUCCCAAUGCACUGACAGGAGCCAUCUCAUUAAGGACAGCUUCUAUUCAGAACAUGACCCUCUGGACUUGCGAUGCCUCAUCGAGCAGAAGGCAUUGAGUGGAUUGGGUAUAUUUAUGUGACUGCGGGCAUUCGUGGCUGUGUAGAGUCCUUGACCAUAAUGUUAUAUGUAAUGGGAACUAUCUUAUGAACUUGAAAGAAUAAAGUUUUUAUUUUCUAUA
Messenger RNA from Suricata suricatta (meerkat), 5489 nucleotides. RefSeq names its product EYA transcriptional coactivator and phosphatase 3 (gene EYA3). The coding region runs from base 191 to 1897 and encodes 568 amino acids. Gene Ontology annotation, molecular function: protein tyrosine phosphatase activity. The transcript is spliced from 17 exons. NCBI's taxonomy places the organism in Eukaryota, Metazoa, Chordata, Mammalia, Carnivora, Herpestidae. The record is from RefSeq and is a predicted model, not a curated record. Gene Ontology annotation, cellular component: nucleus. Gene Ontology annotation, biological process: positive regulation of DNA repair; negative regulation of extrinsic apoptotic signaling pathway in absence of ligand; cell differentiation.